This is a messenger RNA of Arachis duranensis, 1631 nucleotides long. Its product is annotated as bifunctional riboflavin kinase/FMN phosphatase. Lineage: Eukaryota; Viridiplantae; Streptophyta; Magnoliopsida; Fabales; Fabaceae. The record is from RefSeq and is a predicted model, not a curated record. Gene Ontology annotation, molecular function: riboflavin kinase activity. The transcript is spliced from 11 exons. The coding region runs from base 178 to 1329 and encodes 383 amino acids. Gene Ontology annotation, biological process: riboflavin biosynthetic process; FMN biosynthetic process.
AGUAAAACAUGGGCGAAAAUUCACAUAACGAUAACGAAUUCUCCAAAGAAAGCAUACUUAUCAGAGCAGCUUCCAGCCUUCCACUCCCUGAUUGCAGACUGCCGUCUCGGCCUCUCCUGGCCUUUGUUUGCCCGUGCUCGCAGCUGUUUCGAUCUCCUCGUGCUUCUAGAUGCUCCUAUGACUGAAAAGAUGGCAACAGCGUCUUUGACCAAGUUGGUUAGAUGCGUUAUUCUUGAUUUGGAUGGCACCCUCCUUAAUACAGAUGGCAUUGUGGGAAACGUAUUAAAGGUUCAACUAAGUAGGUAUGGAAAGCAAUGGGAUGGAAGGGAAGCUCAUAAAAUUUUGGGGAAGACACCUUUUGAAGCUGCUGCUGCUGUUGUCGAGGAUUAUCAACUUCCCUGCUCAACUAUUGAAUUUAUUUCCCAAAUUUCGCCUUUGUUCUCCGAUCAGUGGUGCAACAUUAAAGCCCUUCCUGGUGCCAAUCGUUUGCUUAAACAUCUAAAGAAUCAUGGGGUUCCAAUGGCAUUAGCAUCAAACUCUCCAAAGGAGAGCAUUGAAGCCAAAAUAUCUUAUCAUGAUGGAUGGAAAAGCUCUUUCUCUGUCAUAAUUGGUGGUGAUGAAGUCAGAACAGGGAAGCCUUCUCCUGACAUGUUCCUUGAAGCCGCUAAGAGAUUAAGCAUGGAGCCUUCUAGCUGUCUUGUUAUUGAAGAUUCUCUUCCUGGUGUUACUGCAGGUAAGGCUGCUGAGAUGCAAGUGGUUGCUGUACCAUCACUUCCAAAACAGUCGCAUCUGUAUACUGCAGCAGAUGAAGUCAUCAAUUCCCUACUUGAUUUGCGACCUGAAAAGUGGGGUCUACCACCAUUUGAAGAUUGGGUUGAUGGAACUUUGCCAUUAGAUCCUUGGUAUAUUGGGGGUCCUGUCAUCAAGGGAUUUGGUCGUGGCUCAAAGGUUCUCGGGAUCCCUACAGCUAAUUUAUCAACAAAGGGCUAUUCAGAUCUCCUUGCAGAGCAUCCCUCGGGGGUUUAUUUUGGUUGGGCUGGAUUAUCAUCCAGAGGUGUUUUUAAAAUGGUCAUGAGUAUUGGUUGGAAUCCAUAUUUUGACAACAAAGAAAAGACUAUAGAGCCUUGGAUACUUUACAAGUUUGAUGAGGAUUUCUAUGGGGAAGAACUUCGGCUCAUUAUAGUUGGUUACAUUCGUCCUGAGGCCAAUUUUCCAUCCCUUGAAAGCUUAAUAGCUAAGAUUCAUGAAGACGGUGAAAUUGCUGAGAAGGCUCUUGAACUUCCCUUGUAUUCAAGUUACAAGAAUGAUCCAUAUUUAAGAAGCUCUUAGCAAUAUUUUAUUUUACUAAUCUCAUUAAGGAAAACCCCCUGAAUUUGGUUUGCUAUUAUUGUUUCGAGAUUGGAAGCCUCUUCUUCCUUCCAAAAAGAGUUUGCCACGUAUUAAUUCAACAAAGGAUCGUACAAUCAACUGAUAAUUAAGGAAGGUACUGUAAAUUCAUGUAAGAUGCAUGCACAGUGCGUACUAAAAUAAACUAUGAAGAUGUUUUCCAAUGUCCUUUUGCCACCCUAAAUGGAACUAGACUUGUAUGCAUUUUGAUUCAGGAAAGGCAAUUACGGUUGAAUGCCAAUGUA